GAUUUAUCAACUUCCCCUUUUUCUACUUGGUCUCGCCCUCCCCGCCCAUCGAUCCUUCUAGAAGUCGCCGGCACACUAGUGCUACCAGGUCUACCAACACUCCGCUUCUUCACGGAUAAAAGUCUGAAUUUCAUCGGUGGACGCUUCUGAAGUGUCGCCGUCUUUCGGGCAAUAUGUCCGCUAUGGGGCAACUCGCCUUCGAUGAGUAUGGACGGCCGUUCAUCAUCAUCAAAGAUCAGGAUAAGAAGACUCGGUUAUCGGGCCUUGACGCACUGAAGGUAUAAUGGAUUUAGCAAGUCAGCUACCAUGCUACUUCACCAUGCGUCAGCAUCUUAUCAAGGCAAAUGCAGAACACUUGCAACAUCAGACCCACUUGUUUAACUAGAAAGUUGGCUAGCUAGGUAUUAUAACAUUAUGGGCCAAUGCAUAUGCCUAGUUCAUGUUGUAGAAGUGUACUAGCUAGCUCUGAAGUUAUUAUGGCUAGCUAGCAACGCCAUGCUAGUAUGCCCAUGUGCUUAUUUUCUGAAGACGCCACAGUGAGGCGCGGCUGGUUGUCAAAUAAACAAUGAAAUUAGCUAGCUAACAUGCCACCAUCAGUUCUGUAUUUUAUCACUUAUAGUUAUUUUUUUUAACAUGCCGCAUGUAGUCAUGGCGUAGCUAGUCAACGUAGGUAAAGUCGUUUAGCCACACGGUUAGUUAGAUAGUCUAACUCAGCUGACAAGAUGUGUCAGUUGCUUCUUGACAGUUAAUGAAGAAGCUUGACCGUCAUUUGUCAGCUUGCCAUCAAGCCAGUGGUUCCCAGAGAUGUCUUGAUUUUAUUUGGUUCUAGUUUGAUUCCUGCAGAAUCCCAGCCUCUGAAGAAAUUCACUAAUGUGAUUUUGUGUUUUGCAGUCUCACAUCAUGGCAGCAAAGGCAGUUGCCUCGACGCUGAGGACCUCUCUAGGACCAAACGGUAAGCCCAAAUAAACACAGCCACGCUAAAGCUUAUUCAUUAACAGAGCUAUAAAGGAACUUCUAGUAUUGGUGUGUGCCCCAUCCCUCUGGUUACUCAACACAGUAACGGCUACCUAAAGCUACACAUUCAUCAUGCAAGUACAUUUAAUCCCCCUUCCCCUUUUCCUCUUUCUACAGGUUUGGACAAGAUGAUGGUUGACCGGGAUGGAGAGGUGACCGUCACCAACGACGGAGCCACCAUCCUCAGCAUGAUGGAUGUGGACCACCAGAUCGCCAAGCUCAUGGUGGAGCUCUCCAAGUCUCAGGACGACGAGAUCGGAGACGGGACCACCGGAGUCGUUGGUACGGGACCCUACAGAUUUAUGAGUCUCCCUGAUUGGUCUGACUCAUUAGCUUACUAAUUAAACAAUUGUGGUCUCUUGCAUUGCUAUCCUAUUAUAGUUCCUUUUUUUUGGUGCUAAUCUGGAUAUUGGAUUAAUAUUGCAGAAUGCUUCCCCUCCCUUACUCCAGUCACGCUGUCUCCAGUGGGUGGGCUGGCAUUGACAGGGGAUACAGCAGCAUGGCGCUCUCAUUUCUCUCAUCUAGGACCUUAAUCUUACAUGGGGCUUAUGAGACAGCUGAUAAUUUCUCUAAUCCAUGCUCAUAUUAUCUGCAAUUCUUUCUAUGAUAAGAUUGUGUUUAUCAAUGCAGAAUCAUAUUAGUACACUCAUCCUAACUUACUCAUCUCCCCUCUCCAGUGCUGGCUGGUGCUCUCCUGGAGGAGGCAGAGCAGCUGCUGGACAGGGGCAUCCACCCCAUCCGUAUCUCUGACGGGUACGACCAGGCCGCCAAGAUCGCCAUCGCACAGUUGGACAAGAUCAGUGAGACCUACCCGUACGACCCUAGCAACACAGAGCCACUCAUCCAGACUGCCAUGACCACACUGGGAUCCAAAGUGUGAGUCUCACUGGCAGUUUGUGUUUUUUGUGGUUGUCAUGGCAACUUUCGGGAAUUUCAUUUAUGGUCCAGCUAGCGGUUGCCUUUUAUUGUUUGCAUGUCUACUUGGGUUCUUUUUAUAUAUUUUUUGUUAUUGUGCCAAGAGCACAUGGUUCCUUUACAAAGAUGAAUGAUACACAAAUUGAUUCGGCCCAUCUGGAAAGUAGGAUUCAUUUAUUAUUUGUGAACCUGGUCAUUGGUUUCAUAAGGUCUCAUACAGAUUUCUCUCCCUCAUGUUCCCUUUCUCAGGAUCAACCGCUGCCACAGACAGAUGGCGGAGAUUGCAGUGAACGCUGUCCUGACUGUGGCGGACAUGAACCGUAAGGAUGUGGACUUUGAGCUGAUCAAGAUGGAGGGCAAGGUGGGAGGCAAGCUGGAGGACACACAGCUCAUCAAGGGAGUCAUCAUAGACAAGGAGUUCAGCCACCCUCAGAUGCCCAAGGUACACAGCUCAGGAUAGUUCACUGUAAUAGUGUUGACUUUUAGGCUAUCAUGAACCUCAUCAGAAGGUAGUGGUACCUCAUCCAAGGUACAAACCCAGCCAUACAGUUGAUACGAACAAGGGUCUUGUUAGCACACCUUCUCAGUCACCUCAGAUCCAACCAAGAGGGUAAACUAGGACAGACUAGAUCAGUAACUCUUCUUCCCCUCCCUUACUCCAGUCACUCUAUCCCCAGUGGAGUGUUCUGGCAUUGACAGGGGAUACAGCACCAUGGCUCUCUCACCUCUCUCAUCUAAGACUAUCUUAAAUUAGGCUUGUGAGAGAGCUGACAAUUUCUGUAGAUUUAGAGGUAAUAUUUUUGUCCAUCCAAGUCCAAAGCACUCUCUUUUUAAUUGUAUUUAGCCAGAUAAUUUGUGCUGGAUGAUUUAUCUUCUACAAUAAUCGACGGUACUAUUUUACCCUCAGCUCCUGAAAGACACAAAGAUGGCCAUCCUGACCUGUCCGUUUGAGCCCCCUAAGCCCAAGACCAAGCACAAGCUGGACGUGACCUGUGUGGAGGAAUACAAGGCCCUGCAGAAGUAUGAGAAGGACAAGUUCCUGGAGAUGAUUAAACAGGUCAGUUACAGGACCUUUAGGACUUAAUAUUUCUCUAUAGCACAGCUGCAGACUGUUAAUUCCAGCCAUUCAGUAUGGAUAACUUAAAGAUGUGGGAUAGGAUAAAGUAAUCCCUCUACCCCCCCCCCCCCCCCCCCCCCCCAAAAAAAAAAAACAUUGUAAAGUGGUUAUCCCACUGGCUAUAAGGUGAAUGCACCUAUUUGUAAGCCGCUCUGGAUAAGAGCGUCUGCUAAAUGACGUAAAUGUAAAUGAUGUGUAUAUGAAGUUCCCCUUAUCUCCUUUAAUCUAAUUGAAUAUGAUCUAAACUAACAAUACUGUUUUUCGAAACCAGAUAGUGGAGUUAACUGAAUGUAAUUUGAUGAAAUAAAAUGAAUAAGUGAAAAAUAAUGUCAAAUUAUAACUGCUUUUUCAGAUCAAGGAUACUGGCGCUAACCUGGCCAUCUGCCAGUGGGGCUUUGAUGACGAGGCCAACCACCUGCUGCUGCAGAAUGAACUGCCUGCCAUCCGCUGGGUCGGAGGGCCUGAGAUCGAGGUAAGACGCACACCGUCACACACAUCUUGCCAUCUAGCUACUAAAGGUGAUAUGGGGGGGGUUCGCCAAUGUAUUUAUGCAUUGUGUUUUCUCCUCCCUCAGCUGAUUGCCAUAGCGACAGGAGGCCGCAUCGUGCCACGGUUCUCUGAGCUGACCGCUGAGAAGCUGGGCUCAGCCGGUGUCGUCAAGGAGAUCUGCUUUGGCACAACCAAGGACCGCAUGCUGGUCAUCGAGGAGUGCAAGAACUCCAGGGCAGUCACCAUCUUCAUCCGUGGAGGAAACAAGAUGGUGGGUGGACUGGUAGUCUGCUAAUGUUGACUGUUAAAAUAGAUUAUUCUGAGGCAACUGAUAAUCAGUUAAUGUAGACAGCUGUGAUUCCUCAUCAGUGGUAUCUCUAGGUCAGGGAUGGACAAUUCUGGUCCUGGAGGGCCACCAGUGUACAGGCUUUCAUUGCAGCCCAGCACUAACUGUUUAAUUUCCCUGUCAGAUCAUUGAGGAGGCUAAGCGUGCGCUGCAUGAUGCACUGUGUGUCAUCCGUAACCUGGUCAGAGACAACCGCAUCGUGUACGGGGGCGGAGCCUCUGAGAUCGCCUGUGCCCUCGCUGUCAACCAGGCCGCUGACAAGGUAGUGUACAUGCACACAGUAUCAGGUGAAAGAUCUAAAACCUUGUAUUUGACUGGCAUCAAGAGUGUACCUCGGAGUAACAGUAAUAGCCUGAUGGUGGUGGUGGUGAUGACUCUGAAACAAAGCAAUGUGCUCAUACGUCUCCAUCUCUCUCUCUGCAGUGCCCGUCCCUGGAGCAGUAUGCCAUGCGUGCAUUUGCUGAUGCCCUGGAGGUGAUCCCCAUGGCCCUGGCAGAGAACAGCGGGCUUAACUCCAUCCAGACCAUGACAGAGGUCCGCGCCAGGCAGGUCACCGAGAACAACCCCGCCCUGGGCAUCGACUGUCUGCACCUCAACACCAACGGUAAGGACAGACUCACAAGUUGGUAAAUGUAAAUUUUGGUGUAUCCAAUAUUCACAAUGUUAAAUGUUUUCAUUCACCUGCCUAGGGGCUACAGCUAAACACUUAAUAUGAAGCAUUACUCUUUAAUAUAGCUGUAGUUGUUAUUGAUGUGGAUCAUUUUCUCUGUCCUAGACAUGAAGCAGCAGCAUGUAAUUGAGACACUGCAUGGGAAGAAGCAGCAGAUCUCUCUGGCCACCCAGGUGGUCAAGAUGAUCCUGAAGAUCGACGACAUCAGAAGCCCGGGAGAGUCUGAGGACUAAGGACCCCACCCAGACACCUACCCCCACUGAGCGCGUGCCAGGCUCGGCCCAGUCUUCUAGAACUCAGCAGUGUUCUAAUCUAGAAUAUUCCGGAACGGAGGCGUUCUAUAAUUACUGCUUUAGAAUGUUCUAGAACUCUACUCUGCGAAGUUCUAGAUUUCGUCCGUGUUCUAGAAUGUUAAGUGUCAUAGGCCUUUAGGGACUUGUCCAGCACAGUCUCCAACCCUGCGUACCAUUAUUUAUCAUUUGAUACUGAAACUGCCC
Molecule: messenger RNA, 5048 nt
Organism: Coregonus sp. 'balchen'
Lineage: Eukaryota; Metazoa; Chordata; Actinopteri; Salmoniformes; Salmonidae
Source: the annotation of a GenBank genome assembly